This is a messenger RNA of Pseudopipra pipra, 995 nucleotides long. Its product is annotated as class II histocompatibility antigen, B-L beta chain-like. The transcript has 5 exons. Gene Ontology annotation, biological process: antigen processing and presentation; immune response. Bases 228 to 995 code for a protein of 255 amino acids. The record is from RefSeq and is a predicted model, not a curated record. NCBI's taxonomy places the organism in Eukaryota, Metazoa, Chordata, Aves, Passeriformes, Pipridae. Gene Ontology annotation, cellular component: MHC class II protein complex; membrane.
CCCGGGGCUGCCGCGGGGGCCCCCAACGGCCCUCAGCCAAUCCCAAAGCGCCCACGCCGCCCGCGCCCAAUCCCAGCGCGCCGCGCUGAUGACUCAUCAGUCGCCGGGAAGACGCCUCGAAAAAAGGGCCCCAACUGCGCCCUCAGCCAAGCCCAGCGCGCCCCAAACCCCCCAAAACGGCGCCGCCCGGCUGGUUUUGGGCUGUCAGCAGCUGUCCGGCGCUGGGCAUGGAGCGUGUGCGGGGAGCUGGGGCCGUGCUGGCGGUGCUGGUGGUGCUGGGAGCCCCCCCGGCUGCGGGCGAGGAGCUGUCGGGGGUGUUCCAGUGGAUGGGAAAACAGGAGUGUCAUUUCAUCAACGGCACCGAGCAGGUGAGGUUCCUGGAGAGGCACUUCUACAACCGGGAGCAGCUCCUGCAUUUUGACAGCGAUGUGGGGGUCUAUGUGGGGGACACCGCAUUUGGGGAGAUCCAGGCAAGAGAUUAUAACAGCCACCGUGAAUAUCUGAAGUACAAACGGGGUCAGGUGGACACGUACUGCCGGUACAACUACAAACUUGGUACCCCGUUCAGCGUGGAGAGGAGAGGUGAGCGUGGGGCAGAGCGGGUCCCCUCGGCCCCUGCCCCGGGAAUGACCCUGGAGCCCCUCAAACCCUCCCUAGGAAUCACCCCAGACCUCUCAGCCCUCCCUGUGCCCGUUCCUGUGAGGUGGUUCCAGGAUGGGCAGGAGCUGCCGGAGCACGUGGUGGCCACCGACGUGGUCCCCAACGGGGACUGGACCUACCAGGUGCUGGUGUUGCUGGAAAUCCCCCCCCGGCGCGGGGUCACCUACAGCUGCCAGGUGGAGCACGUCAGCCUGGAGCACCCCCUCAGCCGGCACUGGGCGAUGUCACCGGACACCGGCCGCAGCAAGAUCCUGGUGGGGGUCGGGGGCUUCGUCUUGGGCUUGGUCUUCCUGGUGCUGGGGCUCGGCUUCUACCUGCGGGAGAAGAGCUCCUGA